CCCAAAUGUUCAGCUCCUGGAAGCUGCGGUGCUUGCUAGUAAGGCCCUUCUCCCAUUCCUUCAAGAUAUGAUAUUGGUUAUCAUAUAUCCAGUUAGUCCCACUUGCCACUCUUUUCAUAUCUUCACGGCUUUGAAAUAUGAAUUGAAACAAAUUAUAACCAAGCUCUUUCACUUCCAUAGAUUGCUGCAGUCUCCAUAUGUUAUUCGUAGUUCUUUUAAUUCCAAUCCAGCUAGCAGCUCGCCAAGCUUUCAGUAUAUAACACUAACAAUAUGCCUUGAACACCCACUAUCAAGAUUCCAUUUCCCUUCAAGUAAGGUUCUAAGAGACAAUACCGAAGCAAAACAACUAAAGGAAUUCUUUGCAACCCACACUUGUCGAAUUUUAGAGAAUUUUUUAGGGGAAUUCACUGCACGAACGUUCACAGGAAUACCGGAGCGACUCCAGUUAACAACUUUACCUGAGCAAAGAUCAUGCUGCAUUUAUAGCAUUGGGUCUGAUGUGACCAGUUAUUCCACA
Molecule: messenger RNA, 517 nt
Organism: Striga hermonthica
Lineage: Eukaryota; Viridiplantae; Streptophyta; Magnoliopsida; Lamiales; Orobanchaceae
Source: the annotation of a GenBank genome assembly